CAUCCUGUCCUAUAAAUCUCGAUAUAAUUCAGUAUCUUACCACACAUUUUAAUUACUUCUUUAAUCAUGGGUGAACACAAUACACAGUAUAAAUGGAAAAUUCUUGCGUGGAAUUGUAUUGGAAGAGAUCAGAGAAAAUUUACUCUAUUAGAAGGAGAAUGGUUUGACAAAAAGGAAGAGUGUGUUGCCGAUUUUAAAGAAACAAUGAGAGAAGGAUACGAUGUCGCAGACUGUUGGGGAACACAGGGAUACUUACUAAAACGUCGAAUCAUGCCGAAAAAGUACUGUUUGUAAUAAGUAAAGUGUUUUAAAACGAUGGUGAAAAUACAGAAGAAAGUUCAAUUUGACAAAUUUGUUCAAAUUAUAUCAAUACCCUGUGAAGAUCGGAAGGGGAUAUGGAUGCAGUAUGCUAUAGAUAGAGCCCAUUUUAAAAGGAGAAUUGAACAAGCUGAGAUAUUAUUGUCACCGACUUUACUUUUGAAAUUAAAUGACAUGAAAAUGUCUGAGGUCAAGUGUAAUCAACGUUUGAAAUAAGGGCGUGACACAGUUACUGUGUAUAUAAACCGAUGUAUUUUAGCAAAAGCAGUCAUACAUCUUAUGUUGAGAAAAAAUGGGAGGUCUGGCAAUCGAGAGACAAUUGAGGAGAAUAAAAUUGCAAUGGAUCAGAAUGUGUGAACAUAUUUUAUACGUUUUGAUCAAACAGAAAGAAGACGAUCUCUUACUACUUACAUGCAUCAUGAAAUGUAUGGAAACUGUGUUUGCUAUUAGUAAACAGAUUAAAAGUAUGAAAAGGGGAAAUAUGAAAGUCUGUCAAGCAAACUGGAAAAAACUUGGAUGCCAGGUGGAAAAGUUUAAAGAGUUGACAGAAGAAAUGGACAACAUCAUGUAUCGGCUUGAUUAUACAAAAAGAGAAAUAGUUCGUCAGUCAAAUACAAGUACCCAGCGGGUCUUUAGAGGAAUGGUGAAUACUUUAAAAAGUAUUUUAAAUACAUUUCCAAACAACAAAAUCCUGAGAAAGAAAAGAUUUAAGAGAACUGUGAAUUUAUGUCAAGGUCAGGAUUUUACCGGUUUUUUUUAAAUCAAGAUAAUGAUAGACAAUCAAAACGUCUGCAGUCACUUUAAAUGUACAACACACCACUCCCAUCGAAAAGUCUACGGUCAACCAACCCACGUGAUAGUGUAUUAUAAAAAUGUAGUGGCUAUGAACAUAUUUCAUCAGACCUGAGUUGAUCUUAUGGAGCACUACAUCGUUUCAGCAGUUAUGGAGCCAAAGCACCAAGACAUUAUUAAGGCUAACUACACGACUUUGGUAAAGAAAAUGAUACCAUCUUCGGUCGCCGGACAUCUCUUUGUCUCUAACAUUAUAACAGACGAAAUGAAAGAACAAAUUGAAGCAGAGAAAACCAGUUGCGACAGAAACAGAAAACUAAUAAGUAUCAUUCUCCGAAGAGGGCCUAAAGCUUUCAGGGGUCUCCGGGUGGCUCUGAUGAAAUCCAACCAAACGGAGUUAUCCAAGCUUCUCGCUGGCAGUGAUGAUACUACAUCCGAGUACCAAAAGAAAUUAGCCAUGGCCAGGUCAUUAAUAGUGAGUACAGCCGAAAAGCGAAAAGUGAAUGUGGAACCACAGAGGAGCUCUGUUGAACGACAAGAGUCUCAAAAUCAAGAACGAUGUAGGAUCAAUCUGGAUGACUUCAAUGACCUUUUCCUCACAGCUGUUCCCUUUAAGGGAGAAAUCAACAUUCAUAUCCGUCACUUUACUAAUGCAAACGGUCACUUUUUUGCAACAAAGAAGGGGGUGACGUUUCCGUUAUCAAGAUGGCUGAUGUUUGAAUCCAUUCUACCAGAUAUCGAAGAGAAUCUGCAAAGCAGUGGAACGGAAGAAAUGAAAUGGCAUAUCGGCGGUGGUGUGUAUGUCUCCAUCACCCCCGGAUAUGCUACGGUGGACAUAAGACACUUCUGGAAACCAGAGGAUGCCCCGGAGCCGGUUCCAACACGAAAGGGUGUGACGUUAAACAAACACAAACUGACCAGAUUACUACAGGCCAUUCAAGAAGUGCGAGAAUGUGUUCCCGAGUUAAAUAACGCAGAACUGUGUGCAUUCAGCGAAUCUCAUCAAAAUCAACUGGGGAUGUUGAGUUGUCCCGAGUGUACACCCUUCGGGUAUGAACCUAAAGAGACCAGUGCCUCCAUGGAAUGUAAUGUUGGUGACUCACAAGACUUAUUCAUAAGUGAAAGUGACUGUGAAUAAAGUACUGUGAAAUCAGUAAUUUUGUAGAUGUAUUCUUGUUCAGAAAAAAAAAGGUUACUGUAAAUUUAAAAGAACUUUUUGUAUAAAUCAUAAUGUUUUUGCAAAAGUUAUAUAAUGUAAUAAAAAGAAAUAAAGAUAUACUGACUUCUGAUUGGGCAUAUAGUACAAGAUAAAUAAUUAAAAGACUACAAGGGUAUAUAAUACGAGGGAAAUAAAUAGAAGACUACUCAGUCAGGUUCAAGAUGUCGAACUAUACAGACUAUUUGAGAAAACUUUACUAUACUCCUGGAAACCCAGGGUCAUUCGGAGGUCCAGAAAAACUCUAUCAAGCCGUAAAACAAGAUGGGAAGUAUAAAAUAGGAAGAAGACGAAUUAGACAAUUUUUGAACAAUGAAGAUUCCUACAGCUUGAUGAAACCUAUUCGUCGUACAUUUCCGCGCUCAAAGGUCGUAGUCGAUACAAUUGAUUCUAUGUGGGACGGUGAUUUAGCUGAUGUCAGCAAUAUUUCUCCCAAAAACGAGGGUUAUAAAUUUUUGUUAGUGUUGAUAGAUAUUUUCAGCCGUUAUUUGUUUAUAGUGCCACUGAAAAAUAAGCAACACCAAAACAUCACAGAUGGUCUAAAAUCUGUUUUUAAGAAAGGACGAAAACCGCAUACUCUUAGAACAGAUAAAGGUAGUGAAUUCAAAAAUCGCUGGGUAAAGUCCUUUUUGAAAAAAGAAGGCGUUCAUACCAUAUACACCCAGAACGAAACCAAAGCAAAUUAUGCUGAAAGAGUCAUCCGUACCAUGAAAAAUCUAAUGUAUCGUUACUUCAUCAAGAACAGAACAUAUCGUUAUGUCGAUAUUUUGCAAGAUUUAGUCACUAGUUAUAACCAAAGGCCCCACAGAUCUUUGGGUGAAAAUGCACCUGCAACUGUCAACGAGAAAAAUGCAGACGAAAUACGACUUACUGCAUAUUUGACCACAAAGAAAAAGAAUCCUAAGCUGAAAGCAAGCAAGUUGGAAAAACCAAAGGAAUCGAUGAGUAAGAAACGGAAUAAAAAGGUUUUUAAGUACAAAAUAGGAGACGACGUGCGCAUUUCACAGUUGAAACAUUCUUUUCAAAGAGAUUACCAGCAGAAAUGGACUGAAGAGUAUUUCAAAGUGUCUAAGCGAUACCAAAGAAAUGGAAUACAAGUGUACAAAAUAAAAGAUUUAGCUGAUGAUCCAAUAGAAGGUACUUUUUAUGAAUCGGAACUUCAAAAAGUCAUGAAGUCAGGAGAUAUUCUGUAUAGAAUCGACCAGGUGCUGAGAAAGAGAAAACGCGGUAAAACAAAGGAGGUGUACGUAAAAUGGGAGGGGUGGCCUAGUAAAUUCAAUUCAUGGAUUCCAGAAAGUUCUCUUGAAAAACCUAAAUAAAUACACAUCUCAUCAAUGAAUCAGCAUCAGUCAAGAUGAGUCUUCGAAUGGUGUUGAGCUCUACUGACAACUUGGAGUAUUUUGACAAUAAACCGAAUUGUUUUCGAACUCAGUUAAAUAAACAGGUGCAAUUAGAUGGAUAUUGGACGGUCGCUUUAACAGAAUUUACAACAGAUAGCUGGAAUUCGAACAAGAAAUCUCGAGAAGUGUUCAUUUGCUGCGACAUGUGUGAAGAAACCUUUGUGGGCGGUAAGGACAUGCCCCUCCUACGUAGAGUAUAUCUUGACGAGAAGCCGGAAACCAACAUUAUCUACAAA
This is a messenger RNA of Ostrea edulis (European flat oyster), 3962 nucleotides long. RefSeq lists its product as uncharacterized. Gene Ontology annotation, biological process: regulation of apoptotic process; regulation of DNA-templated transcription. Gene Ontology annotation, molecular function: DNA binding; protease binding; death domain binding. The record is from RefSeq and is a predicted model, not a curated record. NCBI's taxonomy places the organism in Eukaryota, Metazoa, Mollusca, Bivalvia, Ostreida, Ostreidae. The transcript has a single exon. Bases 1235 to 2248 code for a protein of 337 amino acids.